CUGGAAUGUUGAAUAAGAUGAAUUAAUGUUCGGCUAGCAUCAAUUAUGCAGUUAGUACAACGGGAAUGCAACGAGAAAUGCCCAAGGGCCUGAGUUUGGAAGCAGUUCUAAAUGGACCCACUGGUUCCCGUGCUAAAGGUCGCAGUCCUUCAAACAUUAAUAAACCCAAGAAGAAACGGGGAAGACCUCCAAAAGUUAAAGAGGAACCCGAAAUCGAAGUUUUUCCUCCGUCUGGAACCUCUCAGCAUGCGACUGGUAUUGACGUAUUCAACGGUUUGACGGGUCAUUUUUCAGACAUCAUUGUUCCAGAAAACGACAAUCAUGAUGUGUUUUCGGACAGUGGUAGCGUGAAGUCCAACGCCAAUUCAGAAUGCAAUUUUACAGCUUCAAGUUUUGUUAGUGAACGUCAACACGAAGAUUUAUACCUCAAUGGGUUCAAACAUACACAGUCUACGUCUGCGAAGGUUGUUCCGACCAAAAAAUUAAAAACAGGAAGUAGGAAGGAAGACUUGUCGCAGUUUGCUGGAGAUCAUGACGGUUUGGAGUUUGUUCGACCAAGUGAACUAGAGGCUAGAGUCAAGGAGCGUCGCGAUCAGUUUGAAAUUGAGGAUGACUUGACUUGGGAUGGAAUUGACAACGUGUCAGAAGUUGGAUCAGAGAAAUCGGCGAGUGGUAGACGUUUGACCUACCUGCAGCAAUGUGUGGAUCUCUCUCCUCGCAUGCCGGAUGAGCUGUUCUGUGGUGACGUCAUAGACAGACUGGUGUUGCCCCCCUCCUCCUCCGAUCUCCUAAUCCAGAAUGAGAUAAUCAUGCCCACUCUAGAGGUAUACGAAGUGCUGAGGAGGUUCCAUCAGGUGUUGCGACUCACUCCCUUCAAGUUCGAAGACUUCUGUGCCGUUCUGCAGAUUAAUGAGAGCUCACAACUACUGGCCGAGAUACACAUAUCGCUCAUGAAAAUAAUCCUCAAAACCGAGGAAUCCUUUGGGUAUGUGUUCACUCCUUAUGACAGCAAAUUCACUUUUGACCUUGUAGUCCACUUCAUAGAUGAAGCCACAUGGCCUGUCAUUGUGUCCGAUUACAUAAUGUCCCUAGAAUCAUGUCCUUCGCCAGUACAGGAAGCAGUUUUGUCACCUCGAUACCCUUUCGUAAACGUCGCAUAUCGAAUUGCAGUGCUGAAAACAUUGGUUGGUAUAUUCUCUGACCUCGAAAUCAUUAGAAACGAGUUGAAUUCAGACGGUCAGAUUGUAUACGACACGAAAUGUCGACGUUGUGGUGAUCCGGGUAAUCUCUUAUGUUGCGACAACUGUCCCGCCGUAUACCAUUUACAAUGCAUUAAACCUCCUUUAGAAACCAUUCCAGAACAUCAAUGGUUAUGCUCGCUAUGUGAAGCUAACCAACUUCCAGGUGUGAAUGAAGUGAGUUUGUCAGAUGAAGCUGAUGAUUUCACGUCUGUAUUGAGCCCGAAGAACGAAUGCUUGGGCCAUGACAGACAUUUAAGAAGAUACUGGUUCGUGGCAAGACGUCUUAUAAUAGAAAAGGGCGAUUUCGUGAGGUACUACUCCCAAAUGGAACAGGUUAACUACAUCAUUGAGAGUCUAGACGCAGUUUGCUACGAAGAAGCAUUGCACACUCGCCUUACUGAAGUGCAAUCAGUGAUGUCAAAACAUAUGUCUUUAACUAUGGACAUGACACAAUCUUUAGAGGACAAAAUGGUAGCCACGGAUCCCGAUUUGAAGAUGGUGAUGACGGAAGACUUGCUGGAGUUUGAGGAGUUCAUCAAAGAGCAAACUGAGUUGCGCAUGGACGAAAUGGAGACAAAAGAUGAAAACGAUGAAAAAGUUCUGGACUCCCACGAGGACUUCGACUGGAUAACUUCGGACAUCAUUCUCGAAGACCUGGAUUUUCAACAAUACGACCAGGAAGCCAAAGUGCAUGAUCGCCUGAAAUCCGAAAAUUUAUUCACUCUUGGAAUGGAAGAAACAGUCAAACAAUACGUGAACUUCUUCAACAACCACUCUCUAAGCAUGAACAGGUCUCAGGCGAAGGAAAUUGAAGACAGACGAAGACAUCUAGGAUAUAAAUUCUGUCUGGAACCCGAAUUCGAGUUGGCAUCGAAUUUCACGGGAACGGAGGAACAAGUUGUGACAGGAUUGAAGCAAACUAUUAAGCAGAUUGAAGACAAUUUGCCCUCUAUUUUUAUGCUCGAUGACUGGUCUGUUAAAUACCCAAGAGGCAUCAACUCAAUGUUGGGAUACCACCCCGCACCCUCUGACAUCAUCAAUGCAUUCUUGACUAUACAGAGACACAUUAAACCUUCCCUAUUUCUCCCUAUCUGGAGGGAUUGUUGUUCGAGUAUGGGUUUCUGGGUUAAGUUCUUCCAGCCAAAAAAGGAACUGGAACCAAACUCGGGAAUUCCAGGUCCAAUUUCAUCUUCAAAAGAAAGCGUUUCUAUCCCCAAUAAUGCUUCCUUUUGGACGUCAAUGCAAAACGAAACUGCCAAAAUGAUGAAUGAGUGUAUUUCUGAUGAUUAUUACCAAGCACUGUCGGACGCGGGAAUCGAACACCCGGUGUUUGUAUCGAUUCCUUUGAAACAUAAUCUGUACAAGACGAGAGGUGAAUUAUACAGACAGAAAGGCCAUGGCUGGGUUUGGAUGAAACGCAAAAAGAAAUCAAAGUUUACUCAGUUUCGAAAGCUAAAAGUAAAAUCAGAAAGAGAAGACGAUGGAUUUGAGUUACAGUCGCAUGAAAAAACCGAAAAAAAGAAGGUCGUCAAUAUAAAGAUCGAAGAUACAACGGAGGAUAAUAAAGAUACUAGCGCAUCUGAAGAUGUAAUAAAAAUGUCCUCGUUAUUUCCUUCUCGUAGCUUAAAUGAAAAUGUCAAAAGAAAUACUCAAUUAAGAAAUCUUUUGGACGUGAGGUUAAAUCAAAAGUUAACCGAAGAAAUUUGCGACCAACAAGAAGUCAAAAACAAUUUAAGUUCAAUCAUUGAAUUUAGCGAAAAAAUAGCAAAAGUUGACAGAGAAGUUACUAGUCUCGGAGAUGAAUUAGAUUACAUCAGUAAACAGAGGUUACGAAUUGAAAAUGUUCUUGAAGAACGUAAACAUUUGACCAGCUGUUAUAGCUGCUCAAAAAUUGCUUUGCACUUCAAUGAGAGAAAUAACUAUGAGUGUUAUUCGCCGCUCUGUAAUGAGAGUAAAGCUGUUAUUGAUCGGCUUCGAGAAAUAGCAGGAUCCACUAAAUUAGAAAAAGUAACAGAAAAACUGCAGAACUUUGAUUUUGUGAUUAAAUCGAAACGAGAACGAUUAAAAACAUUUAUCAACGAAAAGUCGCAACUUAAAGAUCAGUUAGCUACAGCGAAAACUCAAAUAAUUAAAACGAAAAGUACGGCUUUAGUUCAUAAAUUAGUUUCAGUCCAAAAGGCGAAAACGAAAAGUGAAACACCUUUUCGCCAAAUGAAUUCAAGGCACGAUCAAAAUAUUUUCACACUUCCGAAUUAUCAACUGAAAAGAUUUGCACAGUCGGGUUUGGGGAGUGUUUGUGAUGUUCCGUCAGCAAAUUUUUCGCAUAAACCGAUGACCAGCGCAGUGCAAUGGCCUUAUUUCUGUGAACGACCUUCCACGAAGCAUACUUGGGAAUACAGACUGGAAAAUGAAGUUUCAAAUCAGGCAUCUUCAGUCGAUGUGAAAAAUGACGUGAAGCCCUCAGCGACGUUUCCAUUACCUUGUACCCUUUCUACAAUAGCCGUGUUGAUUCGAGUUUUUCACGCUUGUGUGAGGUGGGAAGAACUGAAGGAAAUUGAGAAGUCGAUCAUGCCCCAAAAUGUAGCUGUCAACUUCCUAAAUAAAGGGUUCGCAUACCGAUUUGAAAUGGAUAACGGAUCCGCCAUUAUCAAAGACCCCCAGAAUAUCCGCGACGUUGCUCCUUUGUUCGUGGAAACAGAAUUCCUAUUGCGGAUAGUGCAUCUGCCGAAUGACAGAGGAGGCACUGCAAUGGUCAACAACUGUCUGAAAGAUGCCUUUGAGUAUGAAGGCGAAAUGGCUCUCCUAAAUGAGACAAAAAGGAGAGUGCGUAGAAGUGGGCGUACUCCUAAGUUCAAAAAGAGUCUGUUGAGCAACACAGAGCGGAGUGUGGAGACCAGAUGGGUGUCGGAAGUGGAUUUACAGUUGUGGGAAGUCAAGUACAUGUUGGAGAGGCGCAAAGAAAUCAUUGCAAAGUUCGAGUUGGAAAAACAGAAGAAAGCAGAAGCAGAGCGAAUGAGAGCUCUUCAGAAAGCAGCAGAAGAAAAGCUAAAAGCCGCCAAAAAUGCCCAGGGUAAACCGGAUCGAGAAUUUGGUGUCUGGAGCGAUUCGGAUGAAGAUAAACCUCCAAUAUCAACUCCGCCAAAAGCCAUUCCACAAAUGAUGCCAGUGCAAAUGCAGAAUGAUAUUAAAGCAGCUGAUACCCCGAAAAGUACUUCAAAAGUGGUGAUAGUCAGAUGCGCAGACGGAACGACAAAGCAAUUAGUCCUAAACACAUCGACACCAUCUCCACUGGGCUCAGGCCAAAUACGAAGUGUACACGUGAAACAAGCAGAUGGCGUUAGCCGGCCUAUCAGAAUCAUUCCUAUCAAAGCUACCUCCUUGAGUUCGCCCUCAAUGUCAAAUGUGAUGUCACCUGUUCCAGCUCGUGUGAAGAAUCAUUCGCUCAUAUCAUCAUCUGAAAAAGAUAGAAACCUCCAGGACUUCGUUCGACCUAAAGAUCCUGACCAGCCUUCUGUUCAAGUUAUCCCAGGAAAAGUAAAAGCUAGCAACCAGGAAAUAGCGAGAUCCAUUGUGUCAAGUUAUCUUGAAACGGACUACCAGUUUCCUGCAAAACAAAAUUCGGCUCAUAAACACUUGAGAGAGGAUAGAACUGGGGCUGUGGAUUCGAAUGAAAUAUCCGGGAUAUAUGACAGACAUCGGAUGCAACUGUCACCUCGUAAGGUAAAAAGGAGAGAUGAGGCGCUGACCAGAAAACAGACCUUAAAGAAACAGCAGAUAUCCACUAGACAUAAUAAAAAGCCGGUUCAGAGGAAGCGGAAAUUGAUGAAAGAGCAAAUAAAUUUAGAAUUGAUGUUUGAGAAAAAUAAAGUUCCUCUUUCUCGAGUUAUUUAUGAGAGGCCGUACAAUUCAGUCACUCACAAGCAGUUGCUUCCCGACAAUGAUAAUGAUUCGAAUAUGUCAUGUUCGUCUUCUUCAGAAUUGGAAAAUGAUCAAAUUACAACUGAUGACAAUGAAGUUGACUCUACCUCUGAUCUGAACUUAUCGCGAGGAGCUUCAACAUCUGAAAACAUGCCGAAGUUGAACGCUUGGAGUUUCCCGGAAUCUUCGGCAGUCCUGAAGAUUCAGCAGCCAAAAAUUCAGGGUUCAAAUUUGAUAUCAACAGGAAAGCGAGGUCGACCCAAAAAACAGAAUUCAGAAAAGGUAACCGCGGUGAGCGUCAAGAAAGAAAAGGCAGAAAAACGGAAGUUAGGCGAAGCGAAAAGUACUUCAGAUUCGAAAAGAGUUCAAGGUGACCCGGAACUCAAAAAUGAGAACAAAGUUCACCAGAAUCGCAGAGAAGUUUUUGAACAUAUCACGGCGUACGCUAAUAAGCAAGAUGCUAUGGCUCAGAGACAGAAAGGUGGAAAAAAUGAUCAUUCAGCUCCUUUGGUUAAGAGAAAACGAGUGGAGACUAAAGAUAACACUUCUCAACAAAAUGUCGAAACAGUAGCCGAGCUUUCGGUUGCAACUAAAGGCUCUCAAUUAAGAUUUGGAGACAAAGAAACUUUGCAUUGUAUCUGCAAAACCUUUUAUGACCACACUAAGUUCUACCUCAAAUGUGACUUAUGCUUGAACUGGUUUCAUGGAAAAUGUGUCGGAAUUAACGCAAAGAAAGCCAAAAAUAUGACAGAUUUUCUCUGUCCAAAUUGUAAAGAAAACUCAAGUAAAAAUGAGUUGUAUUGUAUUUGCCAGACGCCUUACAAUGAGUCCGAGUUUUACAUAGGAUGUGACGAAUGCGGCGAUUGGUUUCACGGGGCAUGUGUGGGAAUCGAACCGGAGGAGGCGUCAAAAAUCGACAAUUAUUUCUGUCCGAAUUGCAAAACGGAGGAAAAAGAAUCUGCCGAUAGUAAUUUCAACUUCACUCUGGAACCGGAGCACUUUGAGCUAUUGUCGGAGUUGAUGACGGUGUUAAUGGACCAUACACACAGUUGGCCCUUCAAUGAACCCUCGACUGACGAAGAGUACCCAAAUUAUUCGAAAGUGGUGACUAAUCCCAUAUGUUUCCGAGACAUAUCUGAGAAAGUAUCUUGCCGACACUACACAAACUUCAGCGACUUCAACUCAGACAUGAACAGGGUGUUCGAGAAUGCUCGCAAGUACCACUGGAAGAAAUCCAGCGAGUUCCAGUGCUGCGACAUAGUGGAGAAGGAACUGGUGACAUUUUUGACCAGUUUCAGACAAAGUAUAAGUCAGACUGAAGAAGACAACGAGGAAGAGGAAGAUGAAGGAAGCGAGAGAUCUGAAGAUGAAAAUAGCGAGGCAGUAGAAACUUAAUUCUGAAUAGAAUGGAAACAUCAUGACUUUAAAUAGCAGCAAUAGAAUAUUGCCGAAAAACUGAACUUAGAACUCAUCAAAAUGAACGAUAUUGAUAGGAAAUGUUCUUAUUUCUAAUGGAAUUUGUCGAUGUUGAGUGAUUAUUACUGGGUGACUUGAAAGUCUGGCAAAUGAUAAUAGCUAACUGUCGAGUAUGUUCUUAUUCCUUUGGUCUUGGCAAUUUAUUUUUUGGUUUUGAAUCAGCGCAAUAUUUUUUUAUCCUUUUAUACGAAUGGAAUCCAAAUUUAAUUUCUGUCAACAUGU
Molecule: messenger RNA, 6857 nt
Organism: Symsagittifera roscoffensis
Lineage: Eukaryota; Metazoa; Xenacoelomorpha; Acoela; Convolutidae
Product: nucleosome-remodeling factor subunit NURF301-like
Exons: 13
Coding region: 66-6554 (2162 amino acids)
Biological process (GO): regulation of transcription by RNA polymerase II
Cellular component (GO): NURF complex
Molecular function (GO): RNA polymerase II cis-regulatory region sequence-specific DNA binding
Source: RefSeq, a predicted model, not a curated record